This is a messenger RNA of Ochlerotatus camptorhynchus, 1086 nucleotides long. RefSeq lists its product as uncharacterized. The transcript has a single exon. Lineage: Eukaryota; Metazoa; Arthropoda; Insecta; Diptera; Culicidae. Gene Ontology annotation, molecular function: zinc ion binding; nucleic acid binding. The record is from RefSeq and is a predicted model, not a curated record. The coding region runs from base 1 to 1086 and encodes 361 amino acids.
AUGGCGCAGGCAUCGCGGUUUCGGUUUUUCGAUGGGGAAACGGAAGAAUGGGAGCUGUACAAGGAGCAGCUAGAGCAGUUUUUUACGGCGAAUCAGAUUGCGGAUAACAUGAAGAAAGCGGUGCUUAUCAACCAUUGUGAAGCAAAAACAUACAAACUGCUGCGGGACCUUUGCACACCGAAUGCGCCAGCGGAAAAAACAUACGUGCAGUUAUGUGAGCUUAUGUCGAAACAUUUCACCCCACCUGUGGUGGUGCAUAAAGAACGCCGAAAUUUUAUGAGUGCUAGGAUGCGAGAUGAUCCCCCGGAGAGUUUGAAUGCUUGGGCAGCGCGAGUGAAGAUCUUGGAAUCGAAUUGCAAAUUGGGAGACCAAUUGCAGCAUGAUUUACUCAACAAGUUUGUUGAUGGUCUCGAAGGAAAGGCAUACGACCGAAUCUGCGAGGAAGACGAGAAGCUGACGUUCGAACGGGCAUACGAAAUUGCAAUCAAGUACGAACCGGAAGAAAGCAAAUCAGCAGGAAUUAUCCAGAUGGGACGGGGAAAACAUGAUUUCGAACGAGGACGUUCCAGUGGUGUGAAGAAUUCAACGGGUGUUGGAGACAAUCGGUGCUUGGCAUGUAAUCGCGUAGGCCAUUUCAAGCGAGAUUGCCGAUUCAAAGAAUACAUCUGUCGAAAGUGCAACAAACGGGGCCACCUGCAAUCGGCGUGUACCUCCAAGAGAAAUUACUUCGUUGGAGGACAGGAGCAACUGGAGCACAGUUUGGGGGAUACGGAUGAGUUGAACUUGGAGCAAAACUUCAUCAGUAAGUGUGACGGUUCAAUUUUUUCUAUUGAGGGACAAGUGUUUGAUGUUCCUUUGGAAACAGAGGUCAGGAUUAGUAGUAGAGCCUAUAGAAUGCAGUUAGACACAGGAGCAGCAGUCUCAGUGAUUUCGGUGUGGUAUUUCAAUAAGAACAUGAGUGCGUGUGAAUUGAAAUCGACAAAUUUGCGAUUAACAGGUUACGGUGGAGAGCAGUUGCUGGUGAAAGGUGUGAUUGAACCAGUGAUUGAGUUCAGAGGAAUUCGCAAGGCGUUACGUGUGCGAUAA